This is a messenger RNA of Ylistrum balloti, 5475 nucleotides long. RefSeq lists its product as uncharacterized. The transcript is spliced from 29 exons. Gene Ontology annotation, biological process: carbohydrate metabolic process; chitin catabolic process. Gene Ontology annotation, cellular component: extracellular region. Gene Ontology annotation, molecular function: chitin binding; chitinase activity. Lineage: Eukaryota; Metazoa; Mollusca; Bivalvia; Pectinida; Pectinidae. The record is from RefSeq and is a predicted model, not a curated record.
GCUUUACAUUAGCUACUCAAUGUUAUUUCAGUGGGUGGUGCCGCCUACCGCCGUGUGUGUUAUCAUACUAACUGGUCACAAUACAGACAGAGCCCUGGUAAAUUCUAUCCCGAGAGCAUCGACUCCACACUCUGUACACAUAUCAUCUAUGCCUUCGCCACUCUAAAUGGCAAUCACUUGAAGGCCUUUGAGUGGAACGAUGAGAGUACUCCGUGGUCAAAAGGCAUGUACGAACGAUUUAAUGCAAUGAAGAAACAAAAUCAAGCCUUGAAGACCCUACUAGCUGUCGGAGGCUGGAAUAUGGGGUCAGCGCCGUUUUCAAGGAUUGCAGCUAGCGAUGCAAGUCGACGAGAUUUUGCCCAGGACACCAUCAAAUUCCUGCGAACACACGACUUUGAUGGCCUUGACCUAGACUGGGAAUAUCCGGCCAACAGAGGGGGCGUUCCUCAAGACAAACAAAAUUUCGUCGAACUUCUUAAGGUAAUACGUCAGGCGUAUGACGCUGAAGCAGCAUCGUCUGGUAAGCCGCGACUGUUGCUGACAGCGGCUUUUGGGGCGGGAAAGGACAAGAUCGACACAGGUUACGAUAUCCCCCAAAUUAUCAAGUAUAUCGAUAUGAUAAACUUAAUGAGCUAUGACCUGCACGGUGCGUUUGAUGACCACACCGGCCACAACAGUCCUCUAAAAGCGGGCCCGAUGGAUACGGGCACCGAUGCCUACUUGAAUGUGGAAUGGGCUGCCCAUGAAUAUGUGAAGAGGGGAUCGCCCAGGAGUAUGCUUAACAUCGGAAUGCCUCUAUACGGUCGCUCCUUUACGCUAAAGGAUCCGACUAACAACGGUGUGAAUGCCCCAGCUCGGGGAGGGGGUAAUGCUGGCCACUAUACCAGGGAGAGAGGCUUCUUGGCUUACUAUGAGAUCUGUAAAAUGAUUCCCAACGCUCAGAAGCACAUGAUACAGGGAGAGGAAGUGCCUUACAUCGUCCAGGGAGACCAGUGGGUGGGCUAUGAUGACCAGGAAAGUCUCCGUAAAAAGGUCGAUUUCGUUAAGAGAGAGCAGUACGGUGGUGUAAUGGUUUGGGAUUUGGCCCUUGAUGAUUUCACUGGAUCCUGUGGACAAGGGAAAUAUCCACUCUUGAAAACAAUAAACAAUGAACUACAAGGCCAUGGUACGGGCGGGGUCGCCACCAAUCCACAAACACAAGCACCCGUGGCAACUCAUGCGCCUGUUCAUACAACACCAGUGAUUGUUCCACCACAAACAAACCCCCCUGUUCAUGUCACUUCCGGAGCUCAGGCAACAACAGCCGCCUCACAUACGAUCUCCGCCACGAAUGCCUUCAAAUGUGCGGGCAGGAGUCCCAGCUUUUACCCAAGUCCAAGCGACUGUUCAAAGUACUACAUCUGUGCCGGCGGAACCGCAUUUGAAGUAGCAUGUACACCGGGUCUUCAGUUUAAUCCUAAAACAUCUUUUUGUGAUUGGCCCAGAAAUGUCCAUUGCAAUAUAAGUCAGUCACCAGCAGUUACACAGAAACCAGUCGUUUCCAUAACGACAAUGUCCCCUACUAAUGCACCACCCACAUUUAAACCGCUCCAAACAGCGCAACCAGGUGUCAAUACUGCUCAACCAGCCUACCCACCGACAACUAACGCACCACAAACAAGCACGCCAGCAAGUAACAUCAACCAAUAUUGUGUUGGAAAAAUCGACGGAUACUUUCUCGAUCCUCAGGACUGUGAUUAUUUCUACCAAUGUUCCUUUGGCCUAGCGUUCCGCCAGCCCUGUCCUCCGGGCCUCAGUUUCAACGUUGCUAUUUCAGUGGCUACCGACGCAUACCGCCGUGUUUGUUAUUAUACUAAUUGGUCACAAUACAGACAGAAACCUGGUAAAUUCUUUCCCGAGAACGUCGACCCAACUCUCUGUACACAUAUCAUCUAUGCUUUCGCGAAGCUCAAUGGAAAUCACUUGAAGGCAUUCGAAUGGAAUGAUGAGAGCACGUCAUGGUCCAAAGGCAUGUACGAGCGAUUUAAUUCAAUGAAGUCUCAGAACCCGUCCGUUAAGACUAUGUUAGCAGUUGGUGGCUGGAAUAUGGGAUCUGCACCUUUCACAAGGAUAGCAGCCUCAGAUGGAACUCGCACAGACUUCGCCAAUGACGCCGCAACAUUCCUUCGUUCUCAUGAUGUUGACGGCCUUGAUUUCGACUGGGAGUAUCCAGCCAACAGGGGGAGCCCGGCUGCAGACAAGGAAAGAUUCGUUUCCCUUGUAAAGGUAAUAUUUGACGCAGAGGCACAAAGGAGUGGCAAACCCCGUUUGCUCAUUUCGGCAGCUACAGGAGCAGGCAAGGCAAAGAUUGAAUCUGCUUACGACUUGCCCCAGCUGGUGAAGUAUCUGGAUAUGAUCAACCUUAUGACCUAUGACCUGCACGGUGCGUUUGAGGACCACACCGGCCACAACAGUCCUCUAAAGGCAGGUCCAAUGGAUACUGGUAACGACACAACCCUUAACGUGGAAUGGGCUGCUCAUGAAUAUGUGAAGAGAGGAACACCGAAGAGUAUGCUUAACAUCGGAAUGCCUCUAUACGGUCGCUCCUUUACACUAGCGGGCUCUAACACCGGUGUGAAUGCUCCCAUUCGAGGUGCAGGAUCUGCUGGCAGGUAUACCGGAGAGGGUGGCAUUCUUGCAUACUACGAGAUUUGUAAAAUGAUUCCCAGCUCUCAGAAGCACAUCAUACAAGGACAGGAAGUGCCUUACAUCGUCAAGGGUAAUCAGUGGGUGGGCUACGAUGAUGAAGAAAGUCUUCGUAAGAAGGUGGACUUUGUUAAACAAGAACAAUAUGGUGGUAUUAUGGUUUGGAGCAUGGAUUUGGAUGAUUUCACAGGAUCCUGCGGAGAAGGGAAAUACCCACUUUUGCACGCUAUCAAUGACGAGUUGACAAGAUCUACGGUACCUAGGUAAACAAAUGCUCCAGUCGCUACUGCUCCUUCAUCAAACACCCCUGUCACUUCCGCUCCUCAAGUCACCACAUCUGGUAUGUAUGUUGCUAUUUCAGUGGCUACCGAUGCAUUCCGCCGUGUGUGUUAUUAUACUAAUUGGUCACAAUACAGACAGAAACCUGGUAAAUUCUUUCCCGAGAACGUCGACCCAACUCUCUGUACACAUAUUAUUUAUGCUUUCGCGAAGCUCAAUGGAAAUCACUUGAAGGCAUUCGAAUGGAAUGAUGAGAGCACGUCAUGGUCCAAAGGCAUGUACGAGCGAUUUAAUUCAAUGAAGUCUCAGAACCCGUCCGUGAAGACUAUGUUGGCAGUUGGUGGCUGGAAUAUGGGAUCUGCACCUUUCACAAGGAUAGCAGCCUCCGAUGGAACUCGCACAGACUUCGCCAAUGACGCCGCAAAAUUCCUUCGUUCCCAUGAUUUUGACGGCCUUGAUUUCGACUGGGAGUAUCCAGCCAACAGGGGGAGUCCGGCUGCAGACAAGGAAAGAUUCGUCUCCCUUGUAAAGAAAACACGUGAAGUAUUUGACGCAGAGGCACAAAGGAGUGGCAAACCCCGUUUGCUCAUUUCGGCAGCUACAGGAGCAGGCAAGGCAAAGAUUGAAUCUGCUUACGACUUGCCCCAGCUGGUGAAGUAUCUGGAUAUGAUCAACCUUAUGACCUAUGACCUACACGGUGCGUUUGAGGACCACACCGGCCACAACAGUCCUCUAAAAGCAGGUCCAAUGGAUACUGGUAACGACACAACCCUUAACGUGGAAUGGGCUGCUCAUGAAUAUGUGAAGAGAGGAACACCGAAGAGUAUGCUUAACAUCGGAAUGCCUCUAUACGGUCGCACCUUUACACUGGCGGGCUCUAACACCGAUGUGAAUGCUCCCAUUCGAGGCCCAGGGACUCCUGGCAGGUAUACCGGAGAGGGUGGCAUUCUUGCAUAUUACGAGAUUUGUAAAAUGAUUCCCAGCUCUCAGAAGCACAUCAUACAAGGACAGGAAGUGCCUUACAUCGUCAAGGGUAACCAGUGGGUGGGCUACGAUGAUGAAGAAAGUCUUCGUAAGAAGGUGGAUUUUGUUAAGGAAGAACAAUAUGGUGGUAUAAUGGUUUGGAGCAUGGAUUUGGAUGAUUUCACAGGAUCCUGCGGAGAAGGGAAAUACCCACUUUUGCACGCUAUCAAUGACGAGUUGACAAGAAACGGUCCAGUCACAGGUGCACCGCAGACAAAUGCUCCAGUCACGGCUUCGCCACAAACAAAUGCUCCAGUAAGUGGUGCACCACAGACAAAUGCUCCAGUCGCUACUGCUCCUCCAUCAAACACCCCUGUCACUUCCGCUCCUCAAGUCACCACAUCUGCACCUGUCGCCCACCAUACGGUAUCCACCACCAACCGCUUCAACUGUGCCUCUCAGAGUGCCGGUUUUUACCCAAGUCCUACUGACUGUUCAAAGUACUACAUCUGUGCUGGUGGGUCCGCGUUUGAAGUGUCGUGUACACCAGGUCUAGAAUUUAAUCCCAAUACCUUAUACUGUGAUCAUCCUAGCAAUGCUCAAUGCAAUGGCAGUAAGACAUCUACCUCACAACCAUCUGCACUGUCACAGAAGCCAGGCGUUAUCAUGACAACGAUGUCUCCUACAAAAGCACCAGUCACGACCAUGCCGCCUCAACAAGUUGUCACCAAUCCUCAGGCAACCAAAGCGCCACAAACUAACGCACCAGCAACAACGAAGGCACCACAAACCAGCCCACCAGCACCAACCAACGCUCCACAAACAAGUUCACCAGCACCAACCAAUGCACCACAAACCAGCCCACCAGCACCAACCAACGCUCCACAAACCAGCCCACCAGCACCAACCAACGCUCCACAUACCAGCCCACCAGCACCAACCAAUGCACCACAAACUAGCCAACCAGCACCAACCAAUGCACCACAAACCAGCCCACCAGCACCAACCAACGCACCACAAACCAGCCCACCAGCACCAACCAACGCACCACAAACCAGCCCACCAGCACCAACCAACGCUCCACAAACCAGCCCACCAGCACCAACCAACGCACCACAAACCAGCCCACCAGCACCAACCAACGCACCACAAACCAGCCCACCAGCACCAACCAACGCACCACAAACCAGCCCACCAGCACCAACCAAUGCACCACAAACCAACGCACCAGCACCAACCAAUGCACCACAAACCAAUGCACCAGCACCAACCAAUGCACCAGCACCAACCAACGCGCCAGCACCCAGCACAUCAGCAUCAACUCCAGGUCCACAGCCAACACACAAACCUCAUCAUCAUCCAGUAAGAUUCUGCUCCGGGAAGUCCGACGGUAUUCAUGCAGAUCCCAAUGACUGCACACGUUUCUAUGAGUGCGCAGCUGGUUUGCAGUUCCACGAGAUAUGUUCCCCUGGAACUUUGUUCAACAAAAUAUCUCACAUUUGUGACUACCCUCACAACGUACCAAAUUGCCCGGGAUCAGGGAGAUAA